This is a messenger RNA of Tetrahymena thermophila SB210, 2511 nucleotides long. RefSeq names its product mhck/ef2 kinase domain protein. Gene Ontology annotation, biological process: peptidyl-threonine phosphorylation. The transcript is spliced from 4 exons. The record is from RefSeq and is a predicted model, not a curated record. Gene Ontology annotation, cellular component: cytoplasm. Gene Ontology annotation, molecular function: protein serine/threonine kinase activity; ATP binding. NCBI's taxonomy places the organism in Eukaryota, Ciliophora, Oligohymenophorea, Hymenostomatida, Tetrahymenidae.
AAAUAAUUGAUAUCAGAUUUGUAAUUAAACAAGUGAGUGAUAGAAUUUUAGGCAAUAGCGUAUAAUAUAAAAUAGGCAAAUAAAUGAAAAUAUAAUUGUAGAUGUUCUAAGAUAACUUGUCAGAAAUAUAUGAAGACUUUUAAGUUAUUCUACCUUAUGAGUAAAAAAUAAAUCAAAAGAAGAAAGUAUCUAAUUUAACUUCUUGCGACUUGAUGAUUGUUUUAGAUUGCACUGGUUCAAUGUAGAGCUGGAUUAGCGCUUGCAAAUAAAAUAUAUUAAAGAUCAUUUAAAAUGUUAAGUAAUAAUUUUAAGGCAGUGAAUUGAGAGUAGGGAUUGUUGCUUAUAGAGAUCAUUGUGAUACUUAAAGGAUAGAAAUGUAUCCUUUUAUAAAUUAGGAUUAUGAGAAUUUAGAAAAAUUUAUCAGCUCUCUUAAAGCAACAGGAGGAGGAGACGAACCAGAAGAUUUGGCAGGAGCUUUAGAAACUGCUAUAAACUUGUUUGAAUGGAAAAGCUAGGCAAAAACUAUGAUCAUCAUCACUGAUGCACCUUGUCACGGUGAUACUUAUCAUAAUUCUAAUGAUCAUUAUCCAUAAGGCUGUCCUAAUGGAAUAGAUAUCGAAGAAUAUAUUUAUAUCAUUGGAAAGAAAGGUAUAGAUCUAAAUGUAAUAGAUAUAUAAUCUUAAACAAAUAAAAUGUAUGAAAUAUUUUCAAAGAUCUAUGAAGAUGCUAGAGGAAAACCAAUGAUAAGAUUAAAAUUAGGUUAAAAUACAUUAUAAUUUGGAAAUUAGAUUUCAUAAACUGUAGCAACUACCAUUACUUCCACUACUCAAAAGUCUGUUGGAGAUGAAGUCUAUUAAAAAGCCUUCAGAAUUUUAAGAGCAUAGAAAGGAUUACUAAAUACAAAGUGUUUAUCAAAAACUGAAUUAGAGCUAAUGCAAAGCUCUUAAAGCAAAACAAAAUUAGAGUAAUAUUCUAAUAAAUCUAACAAGUAGAAAUAAAUUAUAGAAGAAGAAAACGAAGAUAGUGAAAAAGACGAGGAUGAAGCAAAUAGUGAAGAAGAAAAAUAAUCUGAUGAUAAGUAGGAUGACCAAGAUAAUUAAGACCAUAAAAUUAUUCUUGAAUAAAAGGAACUUUAAAAAUUAAGGAAAGAAUGGGAAAUGAAAAAAUAUCAAACUGAUUUACAUCAAACAGAAAACCCAGCAAGCUAAGUUAUUCUACCAGAAAAAAAUCCUAAAAAGCAAGAUUAUAAAAAUUUAAAUUAUAUUCCUAGUUUAAUGAUGGAUGGUAUGGAUUGGGAAAAUGGUUUUAACUCAAAAGACUCUUUUACUUUGUCAUGUACAUGCCUUACACCUUAUGUAGAUAAAAGAUAAGAUGUUAAUUGGAAUGAUCCUUAAAUUAAAAUAUAAUAACUUACUUCAAAAAUAAAAGUUAUGAAGAAAUAUUUUGCUGAGGGAGCAAUGAGAUACGCUUUUUAUGCAUAUGAUUAAGUACUCAACUUAAAGUUAGUAGCUAAAUUGCAUAAAGAGAUGAAACAUAACUCUAAUUUAGAAUUAAUGAAGAGAGAUUCUAUGAGUUUAAUUGCUUGCCAUUAUUUUGCAGAAGAAUUUAACUCAAGACUCCUCUUAAAGACUGAAGUAGACGUUAAUCAAAACUCAAUUUUACUUAACUUUGUCAACAGUACAAUUUACGAAAUUAUUGGACACCCUAAUAAAGAGAUAAAAUACUAUUUUGUAGAGAAUUUAAUUGAAGGAGACUAUUAAAAAUAUAAUAAUAAUGCAGGUUGGACUAAUCUUACAACUUCUUCUGACUUUAAUAAGAUAACUUAAGCAUUUAGUCAUUUUACAUGGCAGUAUUCACAUGGUUAAUUAUUAGUGGUAGAUAUUUAAGGAGGAGAAAAUGGUAUUUUAACUGACCCAUAAAUCCACACUAAAAAUAGAUCUAAAUUAUAUGGUUAAGGAGAUCUAGGGUACGAAGGAAUGCUUAGAUUUUUCUAUACUCAUGAAUGUAACUUAUAUUGCUAAAAGUUUAAUUUAAUCCAUCCUAAAACUAUGGGGUAAAUUCCACCAAAUUUUUAAUUUUUUGACGAUUUAUUUGGAUUGGAAAUAAAUGAACCUAAGCAAGAAUAAUCUAAAGAAAUAAAAGUAGAAGAUACAAUAUCUAUUUCAUAACAAUAGCAAAGUAAAGAAGAGUAAAAUAAAUAGCAAAAUUAAGAUGAAAGAAAAGUUAGCACAUAGUGUUCUCUUUGUAAAAAAUGCUUUUAAUCCUUAAGAUCGACAGUUAUUUAUAACAGAAAGAAUAAAGUAGAAAUUUUUUGUGAUUAAUGUCAACUUUAAUGCUCUAUUUCAUAAAUUGAUUUAGCAUGCACAACUUGUGGAAAGCUCUUUCAAAUUUCAAAGUAUUAUUGCAAAGUUAAAAAAAUCAAUCUUAUUGGAAAAUGUAUGUCAUGUAGAGAAUGAAUGUUUUUUAAUUAAAUAUUUUAUCUUUUUUACAAUUUCACAAAAUAAAUUUAAA